Centropristis striata (black sea bass) is the source of this 3776-nucleotide messenger RNA. Its product is annotated as deoxyribodipyrimidine photo-lyase. Lineage: Eukaryota; Metazoa; Chordata; Actinopteri; Perciformes; Serranidae. The coding region runs from base 296 to 2881 and encodes 861 amino acids. Gene Ontology annotation, molecular function: FAD binding; DNA binding. The record is from RefSeq and is a predicted model, not a curated record. Gene Ontology annotation, biological process: entrainment of circadian clock by photoperiod; circadian regulation of gene expression. The transcript has 9 exons. Gene Ontology annotation, cellular component: cytoplasm; nucleus.
AACAGUUAGGCACCAAUGGGUUCCACUCACCAUCCUCCCCACAUAGCUCCUAUUUAUUAGACUUGUCCACCCUCUACUGGUGUUAUAAAGACAUUACAAACCUUAACUUCUGUGGUUACAAAACACAAACACAUGGCUUGUGUAACUCAAAAUCAGCUGUUUGGUAACUGGUACUGGGAGGUAGGUUCAGGACGUGGAGCGCGUUAUUUGCUAUAUGCUGGAGUUUAAACUAGACCUAUAGUUAGCCUACUAUAGCAUUUUAUAGCUUUAAUCUAUCAUUACCUGACACUGGAAGAUGCCUCCUUCUGCGGCUGCAGACGACGAAAGUAAAGCCUUGGUGAGAAAGACGUUAAGGGAAGUGCUGGUGGGUCGAGAGGAUCCGGAGGGGUUCUUUGCGAUGUGUGUGUCGGCUCUGGGGAACCAGGAGACUCGGUCACAAUUCAUGUCCCUCAUCCAGCCCCUGUCCACGGCCAACCGCUCCCUGCACUCCACCCUCACCUCCAUCUACAAAAAGUAUUUCUCUGAGACUGAGGAUGAUGAACUGGAACUUGCAUUGGCUCUCUCUCUACUGGAAAUGAAAGAUCACCAGCUGUCAACCACCAGCCAAGAUUUCCGAAUACAGCAACCUGGAGACAGACUGAAUCAGAGUAGCUCCCUUCAACUGACCUCGGGAAAUAGGAGAAAAAACUCAUCAGAAAACUCAUCAACAACACCUCAGACAACCAAAGAAACUGAGCUUCAGAAAAUCACACAUGUUGAGAAAUGUAAAAAGGAGACUCCAGGGACAAGUCUGACUGUGUGUGUCUCCAGACUGUCUGGCUCAUCUUCCAAGCAAGACCGAGUUAAAGAAGGUGACCAAAAGAUCGAUGACAACGAUCAGUCAGAGAAACCAAAACGCUCUAAGAACAGGCGACAUCGGCGUAAAGGUGCUGGCCAGCAGGUUGUAGGUUUGACCUGUUCUCCAUCAGCACAACCACCGGUGCUGCUGUGGUUCAGGAGGGACUUGCGACUUGGGGACAACCCUGCUCUUAUUGGGUCAUUGGAGGUUGGUGCACCUGUCAUCCCCGUCUUCAUCUGGAGCCCUGAAGAAGAGGAGGGACCCGGGAUCACAGUGGCUGUUGGGGGAGCUUGUAAAUACUGGCUUCAUCAAGCAUUGUCUUGUUUCUCUUCAUCUCUCGAGCGUAUUGGCAGCCAUUUAGUUUACCUCCAGGCAAAUGGAUCUUCUCUGCAUACUAUUAAGGAGCUAGUAGAGCAGACAGGGGCAAGAACAGUCUUGGCAAAUGCCCUCUAUGAGCCCUGGCUGAAGGAAAGGGAUGAUAUGGUGGUGUCAGCCCUUCAGAAAGAUGGUGUUGAAUGCAGGAUGUUCCACUCAUACUGUGUCAGAGACCCUUACUCCAUCAGCACGGAGGGUGUGGGACUCAGAGGAAUCGGUUCAGUGUCUCACUUCAUGAGCUGCUGUAGACAGAACCCAGGGUCUGGGUUAGGGGUCCCACUGGACCGUCCUGCAUCUCUCCCCACACCUGCCCACUGGCCUCAGGGCGUCUCUUUGGACUCGUUAGGCCUAGCACGCAUGCCCCGCAGGAGGGAUGGCACAGUGAUCGACUGGGCUACUAACAUCCGUAAAUCCUGGGAUUUCAGUGAAGACGGAGCAUGUGCCCGGCUAGAGGCUUUUCUGAAUGAUGGUGUUUAUAGAUAUGAAAAAGAGUCGGGCAGGGCGGAUGAACCGAAUACCAGCUGUCUGUCUCCCUACCUUCAUUUUGGUCAGCUCAGCCCACGCUGGCUGUUGUGGGAUGCCAAAGGGGCACGCUGUCGACCCCCAAAGUUCCAACGCAAACUGGGGUGGAGAGAUCUGGCUUACUGGCAGCUAACGUUGUUUCCUGACCUCCCCUGGGAAUCCCUCAGACCUCCUUACAAGGCUCUGCGGUGGAGCAGUGAUCGCAGCCACCUGAAGGCCUGGCAGCGAGGGCAAACAGGGUACCCUCUGGUGGAUGCAGCCAUGAGGCAGCUGUGGCUGACAGGCUGGAUGAACAACUACAUGAGACACGUGGUGGCGUCUUUUCUUAUAGCAUAUCUCUACCUGCCCUGGCAAGAAGGCUAUCGCUGGUUCCAGGACACCCUAGUGGAUGCAGAUGUUGCCAUAGAUGCUAUGAUGUGGCAGAAUGGGGGCAUGUGUGGUUUGGAUCACUGGAACUUUGUCAUGCACCCCGUUGACGCUGCAAUGACCUGCGACCCCUAUGGCAGCUAUGUUAGGAAAUGGUGUCCUGAACUUGCAAAUCUACCUGAUGAGCUUAUUCACAAACCCUGGAAAUGUCCCCCAUCCAUGCUUCGACGUGCUGGUGUGGUGUUUGGCCAGACGUAUCCUGAGCGAAUAGUUACAGACCUGGAAGAGCGAAGGAAUCAUUCUCUGCAAGAUGUAGCUCUGGUGCGGAAAGAGUAUAGACAAUAUGUGGACAAGCGCUCAGGCUGUGACUUGGUGCCUCUGCCUCCACGUCUGGUCUCUGAGGCUCUGGGCUUAUCACACAUGGAUGGCGGUGUGGUGACAGAAGGGAAGCAGUUCCUGUUCCCAGUUAUCACCCGCAUGGAAUUCAAACACCAGCUUGAAGAUCCAGAUGCAGAUGCUGCCUCGAAUCCCUACAAUGCUGUUCUUAAAGGAUAUGUGAGCCGCAAGAGGGAUGAGACCAUUGCCUUCCUUAAUGAGAAAGACUUUACUGCCAGUGUGAUGAAUGAGGGAGUUCAGAGGAAGGAGAGGCUGGAGAGCAAUUAUCGCAGAAUAGAGGGACUCCCUCGGCCUCCUGCACCUCAGGGCAGGGCCAGGCGAACUCCAACAGCCAAGGACAGGUUUUCCAUAGUACCAGGUGGGGCAGUCUUUUCACACAGGUGACCCAGAGAUCAAGACUAAGAGUUUGCAGGUUCUAAGUGACCAGACAGUUACUGGCUGUAAAAUGCACUAUUACAAAAUGUUACGGAACAAUUAUCUUUAAAAUGAAGAAAAAAAUCUAUGCUGGAUUUAAGCCAUGCUCUCGAAAAAGCCCAAUUUGCUCUGAUUAGCUUGCAAGAAUAAAUAUAUUGCACCUUUGCCAACGAGGCUAAAAACGGUUGAAGUUAUAGGGUGAAAUGGUGUCAUAUAAUUGGGGUAAAACACGUGUGUGCAGUGUAACUGGAACUGGAAUUUUGCGGGGUUACAGUAGACGGUGCUAGAAUUAAAGGGAUGGAUGCCAAACCUGACAGAACCAAAGUGUUAUAUGCUCCUUCACCACCAUGCACCACCUGACCAGAUUUUAUGUGUGUACGUGUUGUAUCUGAAUGACAUGAUUAUUUGAUACUGUGACUUAUCUUUUUACCCUUGCUUGUUGAAUCCCAUGUUCUCUGACAAUGGCAGCCUGUAAAACUGACUGGGUUGUCUUUAUUUCAUAUUUUGUGGGUUGUAUGUACUUUUUUUUUUUUUAAGUGGGCAAAAAGACUUUUGGUGCAUCCCAGGUCAUUUUCAAAAUAGAGGCUCGUUUUUAAGAGUUUACAAACAAACAAAACAGAUUUAGGGAGUUGGAGGUGGCACCAGACUCCAAUUUUGUUUUGAAUUUUGAUUGAGGGACUACAGUACGGCUGGAAAUAUGUGUUUGUGUGUUAAACUGUUUAAUUGAUGCAAAUGUCUGUGUAACACCAAAGAACCUGUGUAGUCACAUGACUGAAAUGACAAGAGGUAUUUUAAAAAGAAAACCCUGGCAAGUUUUAUAAUGUAUAGUCUAAACUUUAGUAAAUAAAAAUGAAACCACAAUGUC